Talpa occidentalis (Iberian mole) is the source of this 2822-nucleotide messenger RNA. RefSeq names its product Rho GTPase activating protein 27 (gene ARHGAP27). Gene Ontology annotation, molecular function: protein binding. Lineage: Eukaryota; Metazoa; Chordata; Mammalia; Eulipotyphla; Talpidae. The record is from RefSeq and is a predicted model, not a curated record. Gene Ontology annotation, cellular component: cytoplasm. Gene Ontology annotation, biological process: regulation of GTPase activity; signal transduction.
CCCGGAGGACCCUCCAGCCUAGCCCUUGGAAGCCCCGCCCGGGGAGAUGGCCGGGGCCUAAGCUGCCCCAGCGCGGUUCCGCCCAUCCCGCCCAUGGGCUCCCCGAGGCCCGCCCAGCCAAGAGAGUCGCCGCGGCCGCGAUGGCGGCGGACGUCGAGGGGGACGUGUAUGUGCUGGUGGAGCACCCCUUCGAGUACACCGGCAAGGACGGACGCCGGGUGGCCAUCCAGCCCAACGAGCGCUACCGCCUGCUGCGCCGCAGCACCGAGCACUGGUGGCACGUGCGGCGCGAGCCCGACGGCCGCCCCUUCUACCUGCCGGCGCAGUACGUGCGCGAGCUGCCCGCGCUGGGGGACCCGGCCCCCGGGCCGCCGCCGCCCGCGCCCCUCCCGCGCCCCGCGGCCCCCGAGCCGCUGGCCUACGACUACCGCUUCGUGAGCGCGCCCGCCGAGCCCCGGGGCCGCCAGGGCUCCCUGGGCGUCCCUGCGCGGCGCGGCGCCGCCACCCAGCGCCGCAGCCUGGCGCCCGGCCUGCCCGCCUGCCUGUACACGCGGCCCGCGGCGCGCGUGCGGCCCGCGCAGUCCCUGGACGACCUGGCGCGCCCCGCCGCGCCCCCCGCCGGCCUCCUGGGCAGCGCCGGCGGCUUCAAGGCCUGCAGCGUGGCGGGCUCCUGGGUGUGCCCGCGGCCCCUGGCGCGCAGCGACUCGGACAAUGUCUACGAGGCCAUCCAGGACGUGCGCGAGCCGCGGGAGGAGCGCCCCGAGCAGCCGGAGCCCGAGCCGGAGCCGGUCUACGCCAACCUCGAGCGGCAGCCGCGGGCCGCCUCCCCCGACGCCUCCGCUGCCCCGCGCGCCGGCCCCGCGUGGGAGACGCACACGGACGCGGACAGCGGGCGCCCCUACUACUACAACCCCGACACGGGCGUGACCACCUGGGAGUCGCCCUUCGAGGCCGAGGCCGCCGAGGGAGCCGCCAGCCCGGCCACCUCCCCGGCCUCGGUGGGCAGCCGCGAGAGCCUCGACGCCGAGUGGGGCCAGUACUGGGAUGAGGAGAGCCACCGGGUGUUCUUCUACAACGCGCUGACGGGCGAGACGGCCUGGGAGGACGAGCGGGAGGACGAGGCGAGGACGGCCCGGGACGAGCUGGACAUGCAGCCCGGCGAGGGGCUCCGCAGCCCCCGGGACGAGCGGCCCCCCACUCCUGAGACGGACUACCCCGAGUUGCCCGCGUCCUACCCCGAGGAGGACUAUUCUCCCGAGGGCUCCCUAAGCGAGCCCGACCCCAGUGCGCCCUUCGCCACGCCCCCUGGCUGGGCCUGUCACGUCGACGCUGAGGGACAGACGAUCUACACCAAUCACUACACCCAAGAGCAGUGGGUGAGGCUGGAGGACCACGGGAAGCCUUACUUCUACAACCCCAGUGAUGCCUCCGUGCAGUGGGAGCUGCCCCAGGUCCCUGUCCCUGCCCCUCGAAGCAUCCGAAAACCUAGCCAGGAAAGUGAGAUGCCAGCACAGGCCAGCCCACCAGAGGAGAAGAUCAAGACGCUGGACAAGGCAGGUGUGCUCCAUCGCACGAAGACAGUGGACAAGGGGAAGAGACUCCGGAAGAAAAACUGGAGCGCCUCCUGGACAGUGCUGGAGGGUGGCGUCCUGACAUUCUUCAAGGACUCCAAGAGCUCAGUGGCAGCUGGUCUGAGGCAGCCUUCCAAGCUCUCUACUCCUGAGUACACAGUGGAACUGAGGGGGGCCUCGCUCACCUGGGCCCCCAAAGACAAAUCCAGCAAGAAGAAUGUACUGGAGCUGCGAAGUCGAGAUGGCUCAGAGUACCUGAUUCAGCACGACUCGGAGGCCAUCAUCAGCAACUGGCACAAGGCUAUCAGCCAGGGCAUCAAGGAGCUGUCUGCAGACAUGCCCCCAGAGGAGGAAAGCGAGAACACAGGUGUGGACUUGGGGCCCAGGGAGCGCCUGGAAAGCUGGCAGGAUAAGGAAGAUGACCUGCGGUCUAGUGCAGCUGCGCUGGCCCUGGGCCCUGGGGGCCUGGAGAGCGACUUGAGCAAGGUCCGGCACAAGCUCCGCAAGUUCCUGCAGAGGCGGCCCACGAUGCAGUCGCUGCGGGAAAAGGGCUACAUCAGAGACCAGGUGUUCGGCUGCCCGCUGGAGGAGCUGUGUGAGCGCGAGAGGAGCUCGGUGCCGCGCUUCGUGCAGCAGUGCAUCCGCACCGUCGAGGCCCGGGGACUGGACAUCGACGGACUGUACCGCAUCAGCGGGAACUUGGCCACCAUCCAGAAGCUGCGCUACAGGGUGAACCACGAUGAGCGCCUUGACCUGGACGACGGGCGCUGGGAGGACGUCCACGUUAUCACCGGCGCCCUGAAGCUCUUCUUUCGAGAGCUGCCGGAGCCGCUGUUCCCCUUCUCGCACUUCCGCCAGUUCAUGGCCGCCAUCAAGCUGCAGGACCAGGCCCAGCGCAGCCGCUGUGUGCGUGACCUGGUGCGCUCGCUGCCGGCCCCCAACCACGACACGCUCCGGCUGCUCUUCCAGCACCUGUGCCGGGUGAUCGAGCACGGCGAGGAGAACCGCAUGUCGGUGCAGAGCGUCGCCAUCGUGUUCGGGCCCACGCUGCUGCGGCCCGAGACGGAGGAGGCCAGCAUGCCCAUGACCAUGGUGUUCCAGAACCAGGUGGUGGAGCUCAUCCUGCAGCAGUGCGCUGACAUCUUCCACCCUCACUGACCACCGCCCGCCUCGGCCGGCGCUGCGGACUUGGGACGGGGCCGACCCCUGGAACUGGGCAGCCGAGGCCACCCUGGACUCUGGUCUCUGAGG